Molecule: messenger RNA, 2103 nt
Organism: Megalopta genalis
Lineage: Eukaryota; Metazoa; Arthropoda; Insecta; Hymenoptera; Halictidae
Biological process (GO): cobalamin transport
Molecular function (GO): cobalamin binding
Source: RefSeq, a predicted model, not a curated record
GCAGAGAAGGGAUUCGUUCGAUUCGCGAAGAAGGACCCGUAGAGGGGAUGCGCCGAGUUACCCUCUUUAACGGGAGAAAGGGGGCGACCUCGAAGCCCUUCGCAUCCCUUGCUCGUCGCAUCGCUCUAUCCGCCGAGGUACUCGCGUCAGUUUCGCCGACGAUGGACUCGACCGGACGCGUUUCCACCGAUUUUCCUGCCCGCUAACCACCCUCGCAGCCGUUCCGCCGCCGAGAGAGCAACGCCGAGCGACACGCGACACCAUUUUUAUCGCGGCCGAGCAGUCGCGGGGCAAGAAGGCGUCCUCGAGCAGUCCGCGCGCUGGUCCGUCGUCCGGAGCUGGCCGAAGAUGUGGGGACGAGCUAGUAUGGCAGCCGUGAUGGUGCUCCUCUGUCUGGGCGUCCUCGACCUGGUCCGUUGCGAAGGGAGCGUCGCCGACCUCGGAUCCGGCGACGCCGAGGCGGAUAGCAUCCUGGAGCGAGGCACUGCAUGGCUGUGGAGCCAGCGCGACAAGGACGCCGGCUGGGGAAACGACACCCAUCGAGUCCUCCUGGUGAUCCGACUAGGGAACCUCUCCAAGGAGGACAACGUCGCCCCGCCGGUGCCGCUCGAGCUGCAGCUCAGCAGCAAGCAAAUGGAGCUCGAGAUCGUGCUGCUUCUCUGGAGGCACAGGGAGGUCGGCCUGUCGCCGGUGCGGCUGGCGCGCUACACGCUCGCGCUGAACGCGAUGUGCACGGACCCGAGACAGUUCCACGGCCACGACCUGAUCGGGACACUUCAGCAUCACGAGCCGCCGACCGACUACGAGUUCGCCCUGACUACCUUGGCAGCGUGUAACGCGCAAGCUCACGUUCGCAAGAGGCAGAUCCGCCGGCUGCUGGACAUCGCCAACGCCGCUCAGGACCACAACGUCGACACGGUGGCGAUGGUGAUCCUGGCGAUGAAGUGCAUCGUGCAGGACCACAGACACCGCAACCUGCACCACUUCAUGCGCACGCCGUCGAUCGGGCUGGCGCAACAGCAGAGGCUGGACGGCAGCUUCGGGGACCUGAGGACCACGGCCCUGGUGAUGCAGGCUCUGGAGGAGGCGGAGAACGAGCCCGCGGAUAACUGGAACAGGUCCGCCGUGUUGGCUUGGCUGACCAGCCAGCAGAGGCCGGACGGCUCUUUCGGCGGCGAUGUCAAGGCCACCGCGGAGGCGCUGCUCGGGGUCACCCCGCGGGGCCUGUCCAGCAUCAGGACGCUGGACUGCGGACAGGGUCUGGCCGACACGUCGCCUCCCAGGCUCACCACCGUCGGCAACGGCAGCGGCAACGGGAUCAACGCGAACGGGAACACCAACGAGCCGACGAUAUCGAGCAACCACAGCGAGGUGUCCUCGGCGACGCUGGCGAGCAACCUGAACAACACCGCCGGGAACGGCGAGUAUGGGAGCAGCGGUAGCUCGGGGGUCGUCGGCAACGGCAACAGCAGCAACAGCAACAGCAACAACAGCAGCGGUGGCAACGGUAAGGCCGGUUACACCGGAUGGAAAGAGGCGAGCGCCGGGAACAACGCGUUGAACGGCAGCAACACGGACAGCGGGACGAUCGUCGGAACGACGGCGCCGGUUAUGGUGAACGUCUCGUACACCCUGUGGGUCGGCAGCAACGUGAACGAGACGUACAACCUGACCGUGACCGCUCCGAAGAACGAAACGUUCUACGAGGUGAUGCUCCUCGCGGCGGAGAUGUCGCCGCACUUUCAGUUCGUCGCGUUCGACUGGCCCAACGGGCAUUACCUUCACACGAUAGCCGGCUACAAGGAGGAGCCGCUCACUUAUCAUUUUUGGCUGCUGUAUCGGCUCCCUUCGCCGCCGGACCCUAGCUCGCCGCCGGGCAAUCAACUGGUUGCCCCUGGAGGCGUCGACGACCUGCAAAUCAGCGAGGGUGAGCACUAUCUGUUCUGGUACAGGAGACUGUAAAGUGCAACGAAACGUUUCGACGCUCGGUCGGGACUGUUUUUCAAGUAUUAAAUACAUAGAAAACGGAGACAUCGCGCGCGCGAGCGAGACGAACGAACCGAGAAAGAGAGAGAGAGAGAGAAAGAGAGAAAAAAAGAGAGA